This is a messenger RNA of Nerophis ophidion (straightnose pipefish), 3435 nucleotides long. Its product is annotated as claudin domain-containing protein 1-like. The record is from RefSeq and is a predicted model, not a curated record. The transcript has 4 exons. Gene Ontology annotation, cellular component: membrane. The coding region runs from base 178 to 939 and encodes 253 amino acids. NCBI's taxonomy places the organism in Eukaryota, Metazoa, Chordata, Actinopteri, Syngnathiformes, Syngnathidae.
GUGUGUGUGUGUGUGUGUGUGUGUGUGUGUGAAAGUGGACCACCAUCUGCGGGCGUGGAAGUGGGACAAGGGGUUGCAGAUGGCAGCAGAGCUUCAGAGCUGCUUGCUGGGACUCACUCAGAGAUGAAUUAGUGCGUCAUCGCGGAGGGAUAUUUGUGUGUUCCAUAUGAAUCAACGAUGGUGGACAACCGCUACAACACUGCUCUGGUGAUCGCCUGCGUGCUCAGCGUCCUCGCCACCGUCUACCUCUCGGUGGCCGUGGGCACGCAGCACUGGUACGCCUACAGCAGCCCGACGGUGCGCGGGGAGGCCAACGUGAGCGAGCUACGUUCUCUCUACGACGAGUUCGCCAUGGACGGAGAGCUGGACGAGAAGACGUGCAGCGACGCCUUGUUUAGGCUCAACGGCACCGUGGGCCUAUGGUGGCGCUGCGUGCUCGUCCCCGACACCCCUCAUUGGUACAAGGAUGCAGGUGCCAAGAUGAUGCUGGAGUGCAGGAGCUUUACUGUGCAGCAACAACUCACCCCAAAAUAUAAAGAACCAGGGAACCACAACAGCGGAGAGGACUUGCUGCGAACAUACCUGUGGAGAUUCCAGUUCCUUCUCCCACUCGUGUCUCUGGGAUUAGAAGUCUUGGCAGGCCUGAUCGGCUUCUUCGCCUGCCUGUGUCAAAGUCUCGCCCCAACACUUGCCAUCGGUGUACUUCAUCUGCUGACAGGUCUUUGCUCCUUAGCCACAGUGUGUUGCUACCUAGCGGGGAUGGACCUCCUUCACAGGGUCUCAGUUCUUCCCGACAAGGUGGACGGAUCACUGGGUUGGUCCCUGUACUUGGCACUCAUGUCCUCACCGCUCCACAUGAUGGCAGCCGCGCUGCUGGUGUGGGCAGCACGCAGCCACAGUCGCAACUACUACCGCAUGAGCGCCUACCGCGUGGCCUAAAGCCCCACCCCCGCAAAGCGCACUUGAUUGUUUUACUUGACUUCAAAGAUUAUGAUGCUAUAGCAGGGAUGUGGGUUAAUCCAUGACCUCUGACAGAUUACCAUGCAUCUCUUCAGGGAUAAUGGAACGCUAACCACUGGACAAUACAUUAGGGACAUUAAAAUAAAAAUAGUUGGAAUUUAGAUGUAAAUACAGCAGCAUUCAUUUGGUUAAGGGGCUUCACGGUGGAAGAGGGGUUAGUGCGUCUGCCUCACAAUACGAAGUUCCUGCAGUCCUGGGUUCAAAUCCAGGCUCGGGAUCUUUCUGUGUGGAGUUUGCAUGUUCUCCCCGUGAAUGCGUGGGUUCCCUCCGGGUACUCCGGCUUCCUCCCACUUCCAAAGACAUGCACCUGGGGAUAGGUUGAUUGGCAACACUAAAUUGGCCCUAGUGUGUGAAUGUUGUCUGUUUAUCUGUGUUGGCCCUGCGAUGAGGGGGCGACUUGUCCAGGGUGUACCCUGCCUUCCGCCCGAUUGUAGCUGAGAUAGGCGCCAGCGCCCCCUGCGAGCCCGAAAGGGAAUAAGCGGUAGAAAAUGAAUGGAUGGAUCAUUUGGUUAAACAGUAAACUGUCGCAUCCUGUAGUUCCACAUAAAUCCUCUAGGUGAUAGUGAGUCAAAAACAUUUUUUAACUCGCAUUAUAGGGACACACUGGAAAAAGUAGAUGCUAAUUAUAAAAUUGUUUGAUAACCAGACACAUUUUUUUUUUUACUAGAAUUGUAGUUAGUCAUAUUUUUACAACAAAAAAAUCUGAGUUUUAUGGAAAUAAAACUUUCAAGAAAUAGUUCGUAUUAAUCGCCAAAAAUAUUUCCAGAAAAAAAAUCACAAGAAAAAGCAGUAGAAAAAGGAUUAGAAAGGACAGAUUGUAAACAUUUAUUUAAAAACCUUUUUUUUUUUUAACCUGGGACUUCCCGCGGGCCGGAUUUUGGACGCUGGCGGGCUCUAUCCGGCCAUAGUUCGGGGACCCAUGCUCUAGAGUAUAGGAGAGAGAAAGAAGUCUUACAUGUAUGAAAAAAAUACUAAAGAAUCCUUAAGUCAUAAUUUUUUAUGAAAAAAGUGGUGAUAAAGUCGUUUUUUAAAGUUAUAAUACUGGAAAAAAUAAGUACAAUUACAAGAAUAAAUCUUAUUUUCUGAGAAAAAAGUAACCUAAGAAUAAAAUCCUAUUUUCAAUUAAAAUGAGUGGUAGUACUAUCAGAAUAUAUACGUUAUAUAACAAAAAAUAUAUAUUUUGGGGGAGAAAAGUUGUAUGUAAAAAGUUGUUGUAUUACAAUGAACAAAGUUUUAUUUUUUAAAGUUUUUAUUUGAACUUUUAUUGAGGAAAAUAAUGUGAGAAAAAAGAUGCAAAGUAGUAAAAAAAUUAGUUGGACUACAAGAUAAAAAAUCUCAGAAUUGAUUGAUUGAUACUUUUAUUAGUAGUUUGCACAGUACAGUACAUAUUCCAUACAAUUGACCACUAAAUGGUAACACCCGAAUAAGUCUUUCAACUUGUUUAAGUCGGGGUCCACGUUAAUCAAUUCAUGGUAUAGAAUGAAUGAAUUCAGAUUUUUAGGAGAAUAACAACCUGAUAAAAAAGACUUCUGUAGUAUUUCAUUUUUAAAAGUACCAUGUUAAUUUAAAAAAAUGUGGAUUUUAUCUUCAUAACAUUGUGCAUACUUAUUCUGAUAUUUGAAUUUUGUUUCUCUAGCAUCUUGUAAAAACAACUUAAUUCUCUUUAGACUGCAAUGUUUUUUUUUAAAUCAUUUGUCGUAAUAUUUAUUUUGGUAGGAUUGUGUAACAUUGCCAAUUUCCACGAAACAAUCUGGCCGUACUGUUGUACAUUUUUUACUGAUUUGAUAUUUUACUUAAAUGAAAAAUGUUUUAUCUUGUAAAAAUACGAUUACAUUGUGUUCAGCUAACAAUUUUUUAUGGAGGGCAUUUUUCAACUUUAUUCUCAUUACGUUACGACAUGUAUCUUCAUUAUUGUACAAUUUGUUUUUGUCCUUUCAGGGUGGCCCUAAUAUUGCUAAAUAUUGAGUUACUGUAUAUAUGUUGUCUUGUAAACUAAGUUAGUGUGUAUUUUCGUUUUAGCCAGUCUAUUUGUUUUGUCUUUUUUUACAAUUUGGAAGUUUUUCUAUUUACAGUAUUUUACAUGGUUGUGCUUUGUGUUCUCCACAUUUAUAUAUUUACAGAUUUUUUCUUUUUUUUUGCAAUACGGGAAUUUGUAGAAACAUUACAAGAAAAUAAUGCAACUGUAUUUUAAUGUUGAGCACAAUGAAUGUAAAUGAAAGGCCAUAAUAUUGCAUUAAAGAUAUAGCUUGUAAUGCUUGCACUUAAAUUAUUUCUAAAUAUAUUCUUAAGAAUUUAGUAGGAAAUGACUAUAUUUCAUGGAAUAUUCUUGUCAUGUCACAUGGACAAUUGCCAUGGGUGUCACUCUACGUGGCGCCGCAAGGAUGAUUAAAAAAAUAAAGUCUGCUGAAAUAUUAA